AUGGUUGGCGCAUGCUACCUCGACACGAUCCUAACAGUCGACCACUACCCGGAUGAGGAUGAGAAGCUUCGAGCUUCGAGCGUGCGCCGGCGUCGUGGGGGCAACUGUCCCAACUCCGUCGAGGUCUUCCAGCAGCUACUGGAUUCAUCGCCGGAGCACAACGAAAUAUCUCUGAAUCUUGCGGCCGUGCUACCGGCACGAUCAUCUGUUGGCAGCCAGCAGAUCAAGGCCUCGUUCGGUCCGCGUGUCAACCUGCAGCACUGCAUCUACCGGGAAGCCUUCAACGAACCUGCGUCCAGCUAUAUCAUCAAAAGCCAGUCCACUGGCAGUCGAACCAUUGUCAACUACAACGAGCUGCCGGAGAUGACAGUCGCAGAGUUUGUGCAGAUUGCAGACCAGCUGGUGCGCACUACGGAUGACUGGUUUCAUUUCGAGGCAAGUUCACUUCUCGUUUUAUUCAUCCCUCACUCUACCGCUGUUUAUUUGCUGACAGAUCCCUUGCAGGGACGAAUACCAGAUGUAACUUUGCAAUGCAUGCAGUAUCUCCGCCAGCGCCAUCCCGCAGUCCGGAUCAGUGUGGAAGUCGAGAAGCCUGGUCGCGCCGGGCUGCAAGAGCUUGCCGCAGGGGCAGAUGUAGUGUUCUACGCCAAAGGCUGGGCUCAGGCCAACGGCUAUCGAUCACCAGAGGAAUUCCUUCGAGCGCAAGCGCAAUUGACGCCAAAAGCACGGUAUCUAUGUUGUACCUGGGGCGAAGAGGGCGCUGCGAUUAUGGAUCUUGCCGAUAGAAACACACCUACCUACGAGUCUACUCCCGCGUACACAGUAGCACACGGCCAGGUCGUUGAGUACGUAGAGCCCAUUUCGUCCCUGAAAGACUGCGUUCUCACCCUGAAAUAUAGUACCAUAGGUGCUGGCGAUACCUUCAUAGCAGGCAUGCUCUACAGUCUGCUCUGCCACCCUGAUGACUGGGAUUUGUCGCGUAAACUGCGCUUUGCCAACGAGCUGGCUGGGCGCAAAGUUUUCCAGGAAGGUUUUACGGGGUUAGGGGAUGCAAUGAGGCACCAUUUCGAAUCCUAA
Molecule: messenger RNA, 1077 nt
Organism: Rasamsonia emersonii CBS 393.64
Lineage: Eukaryota; Fungi; Ascomycota; Eurotiomycetes; Eurotiales; Trichocomaceae
Product: PfkB family kinase
Exons: 4
Coding region: 1-1077 (358 amino acids)
Molecular function (GO): kinase activity
Source: RefSeq, a predicted model, not a curated record